This is a messenger RNA of Amborella trichopoda, 2205 nucleotides long. Its product is annotated as selenoprotein O. Lineage: Eukaryota; Viridiplantae; Streptophyta; Magnoliopsida; Amborellales; Amborellaceae. Gene Ontology annotation, biological process: protein adenylylation. Gene Ontology annotation, cellular component: chloroplast thylakoid. Gene Ontology annotation, molecular function: AMPylase activity. The record is from RefSeq and is a predicted model, not a curated record.
UUUGACCAACUUUAGAGAGAGAAAAAAGGGCUCGCAUUGAAAUCCCCAGGCGUCGCAGCUAUGCUGAACCAGAUAUUAGCCUUCUCCUCUCCUCGCUUGACCCUCUCUCCCUUUCUCUCUCUAAAACCGCGCGUUCUCUCUCUCCUCCCUCGAUCUAAUCCUAGGGUGUUAUGCAAAGCCAUGUCGCUUGAUUCCGACAACCUUUCGACGGAAUUUGCAGAGAGGGUCGAAAUUUCGGGCAUGGAAGAUGCCAGAAAAUGCAGUCCCUCCAAAUCUCCGGCCAUGGCUAUGAGGAGGAGUCUUGAGGAUCUUAAUUGGGACAAUUCGUUCGUGCGCGAGCUGCCUGGUGAUCAGAGAACUGAUGGUCCACCUCGUCAGGUACUGCAUGCAUGUUAUACAAAGGUUUCACCAUCGGUUGAAGUGGAUAAUCCUGAGCUUGUGGUGUGGUCUGAGUCAGUUGCCGGGUUACUGGAUUUGGAUCCUAAGGAAUUCGAAAGACCAGAUUUCCCACUCUUUUUCUCUGGGAUGUCACCUUUGAUUGGCGGGCUGCCUUAUGCACAGUGCUAUGGAGGGCAUCAAUUUGGCAUGUGGGCUGGCCAGUUGGGUGAUGGUCGAGCCAUAACCCUUGGUGAGGUGUUGAAUUCGAGAGGUGAAAGAUGGGAGCUGCAACUUAAGGGUGCUGGGAAGACCCCAUAUAGCCGCUUUGCUGACGGGCUUGCAGUCUUGCGCAGCAGCAUCCGUGAAUUCCUGUGUAGUGAAGCCAUGCACAGCCUGGGAGUCGCAACUACACGUGCACUUUGUCUUGUCACAACGGGGAAGAGUGUCACCCGCGACAUGUUUUAUGAUGGUAACCCCAAAGAGGAGCCAGGAGCCAUUGUUUGCCGUGUGUCUCAGUCCUUUUUGCGAUUUGGUUCAUACCAGAUACAUGCCACAAGAGGCAAAGAAGACCUGGAAAUUGUUCGUGUCUUAGCGGACUACACCAUCCGCCACCACUUCCCCCAUCUUGAGAAUUUGAGUAAGAGUGAUAGUUUAUCCUUCAAAGCAGAAGGAAACGGAGCCUCCACAGUGGAUUUGACAUCAAACAAGUAUGCAGCUUGGGCGGUUGAAGUGGCUGAGCGCACUGCCCUCUUGGUUGCUCAGUGGCAGGGUGUGGGCUUCACUCAUGGUGUUCUAAACACGGAUAACAUGAGCAUUCUUGGACUCACAAUUGAUUAUGGCCCUUUUGGGUUCUUGGAUGCCUUUGAUCCUAGUUAUACCCCAAACACAACUGAUUUGCCUGGAAGGAGAUACUGUUUUGCAAACCAACCGGAUGUUGGGCUCUGGAAUAUUGCUCAGUUCACUGCAACUUUAUCUGCUGCCCAGUUGAUCAGUAAUGAGGAAUCAAACUAUGCCAUGGAAAGAUAUGGCACCAAGUUCAUGGAUGAGUACCAGUCUGUAAUGACCAGGAAAUUGGGCUUGCCCAAAUAUAACAAGCCAUUGAUCAGCAUGCUUCUCAACAACAUGGCAGUUGAUAAAGUUGACUACACAAAUUUCUUUCGUUCCCUCUCAAAUAUCAAAGCUGAUCUCACCAUUCCGGAAGAUCAACUGCUUGUUCCACUUAAGGCGGUUUUGCUGGAUAUCGGCAGGGAGCGUAAAGAAGCAUGGAUUAGCUGGGUGCAAUCAUAUAUAUUGGAGUUGAGCAAAAGUGGCAUGGCAGAUGAAGAGAGAAAAUCACAAAUGGACUCCGUGAACCCUAAAUACAUUUUACGGAAUUACUUGUGUCAGAGUGCCAUAGAUGCAGCUGAGCAAGGCGACUAUAGUGAAGUGCGAAGGCUCUUGAAAGUGAUGGAGAGGCCUUACGAUGAGCAAGAGGGGAUGGAAAAGUACGCUCGCCUCCCCCCUGCAUGGGCUUAUCGGCCAGGUGUUUGCAUGCUUUCUUGCUCUUCAUGAGGUAAUUGCUAAGAGGCGAAGAAAAAAAAAAAAAGAGGAAAAAGUGAAAGAAGUAAAAAAAGUUGUCAGUCGUUACAGAAAAGAGGUAUAAAUGUAAGUUUGAUGUAAAUAAACAGCCGUUGUCUUAGACGCAUUUAUCUUAGAUUUUCCCUACUGGGUUUUGUGGUGAUGAAUGUGUUGUUCACCUCGUGCUUUUGAGUCAUGAGUUUCUUGGUGUUGUCAUGACAUUGAUUCAAUAUAGAAUAGUUAAAAAGGAAAUGAUAAGAAAUUCAUAUU